AUGGCGAAGAAACAUUUUUUUGGACUGUUUGCUGAAUCUGGUAAAAUUUUGUCUGGCCAUAAUUGUGCGAAGGAAUUCGAUGAACAAACCAUUGGGAAAGUUCGAAACAUUAAUGACAAACUCACCGAAAUUGAGGUUAAGCUUAGUGGUGAACUAGAAAAAUGCACUGAUAUAUUCAGACAGUCGCAACCACCAAACAGAAAAAACAAGAAAGGUCAGAAAAGCAAAACAGAAGAAUAGCGAAAAAGCACAAAGCUAUGAGAGAGAGCGAAAAUGUGGAAAAAGUCCGUCAACUCAUUUCAAAUACAGCUACUUUAGAAGUAAUUGAUAGCCAAAUGUUGAAGCCCUGGCGAGUGUAUCUGCCUGUCAAAUAAAAUAUCUGAAAAUAAUCUAUCAGAAAGGCCUGAUAACUAAUGAAGCUGUUUCCAGUAUUCAGGAGUAUGUUAAACAUUUCCCAGAGGAGGAGGGCAACAAUGAAGUUGUCGAAGAAGACGAAAAUGACAAGGAUGAUGAUGUUGAUUAUUUUUCUGAUGAAAACUAUUAUGCUGAUGAUAGCUGUGAUGUUAGCAGUGAUGAUGAGUAA
Molecule: messenger RNA, 583 nt
Organism: Paramuricea clavata
Lineage: Eukaryota; Metazoa; Cnidaria; Anthozoa; Malacalcyonacea; Plexauridae
Source: the annotation of a GenBank genome assembly